Messenger RNA from Austrofundulus limnaeus, 3594 nucleotides. RefSeq names its product valyl-tRNA synthetase 2, mitochondrial (gene vars2). Gene Ontology annotation, cellular component: cytosol. The record is from RefSeq and is a predicted model, not a curated record. Gene Ontology annotation, biological process: valyl-tRNA aminoacylation. Lineage: Eukaryota; Metazoa; Chordata; Actinopteri; Cyprinodontiformes; Rivulidae. Gene Ontology annotation, molecular function: ATP binding; valine-tRNA ligase activity; aminoacyl-tRNA deacylase activity.
AGUGAAAAUCAAAUGAUGAACUGGAGUGAAAAACCAACAAUAGCCUACACUGCUGAGACACCUCCAGGCGUGAAAAAAGAUACCAGUUUGCCGUUCCCAUCAUCUUACAGUCCAGAGUAUGUGGAGGCCUGCUGGUAUCCAUGGUGGGAGAAAGAAGGCUUCUUCAGUCCUGAACAUGAGAGGUCGUCUCAUCGUGUGGAUCAAACCUUUUCACUUUGUAUCCCUCCACCAAACGUGACGGGGACGCUGCACCUGGGCCACGCUCUGACUGUAGCUGUGCAGGACGCACUGGUUCGAUGGAAAAGGAUGCAGGGCUACACAGUACUGUGGGUCCCUGGAUGUGACCACGCAGGGAUCGCAACACAGACUGUCGUAGAGAAGAGACUUUUAAGAGAAAAGGGGAAGCACAGACACGACUUUAGCAGAGAAGAGUUUUUACAGGAAGUGUGGAACUGGAAGAAAGAGAAAGGAGAUGAGAUCUACCAGCAGCUGAGGAAGCUUGGGGCGUCUCUGGACUGGAGCAGAGCCUGUUUCACUAUGGAUCCAGGUUUCAGCCGGGCCGUCACCACAGCUUUUGUCAGACUCUGUGACUCUGAUCUGAUCUAUCGCUCAGAGAGGAUGAUCAACUGGAGCUGCGCUCUUCAGUCGGCCAUUUCUGACAUCGAGGUUGACUCAGUUGAAGUUUCGGGGCCGACCAUGUUGUCUGUUCCAGGAUAUGAAAACAAGGUGGAGUUUGGAGCCAUGUAUACCUUUGCUUACCCUGUAGAAGGUUCUGACGGCCAAGUAGCUGUGUCCACCACCCGUCCUGAGACUAUGCUCGGAGAUGUUGCUGUAGCUGUUCACCCAGAGGACCCUCGAUAUCAGACUCUCCACGGGAAACAGUGUCGACACCCCUUCACCAACAUACUGAUCCCCAUCAUCACUGACCCUCUGGUGGACAUGGAGCUAGGAACUGGUGCGGUGAAGGUGACCCCUGCUCACGACCACACAGACCUGCUCCUGUCCAGGAAGCACUCUCUGCCACACGUCUCAGUGAUCCGAGGAGACGGGACGAUGGCUCCCUCUUGUGGGCAGUGGCUGGAGGGUAAGAAGCGUUUUGAUGCCAGGCAGCUGGUCCUGGAUGCUCUGGUUGAGAAGAAACUGUUCAUGGGGAAGCAGAGUAACCGCAUGACUUUACCCAUCUGCAGUCGCUCAGGAGACAUUAUUGAACCUCUUCUAAAAAAGCAGUGGUUUGUUCGCUGCAGUCGAAUGGCUGAAAAGGCCAUACAGGCUGUGGAGGACGGACAGCUGGAAAUCCUUCCUCACUACUACACAAAGACCUGGAAGAACUGGAUGUCCAGCAUCAGUGAUUGGUGCAUAUCUCGCCAGCUGUGGUGGGGCCAUCAAAUCCCUGCUUACCAAGUAGAGCUUCCUGAUUCUACAACUGAUCCAGAGGAGCGGUGGGUUUGGGGGCAAAGUGUAGAUGAAGCCCGACAGAAAGCUGCUGUGAAAUAUGGAGUAAAGCCAGAAGACAUUACUUUGAAACAAGAUACAGAUGUGCUGGAUACGUGGUUCUCCUCAGGGCUCUUUCCUUUUGCGAUGCUUGGCUGGCCCGACCAGACCUCUGACCUGCAGCGCUUCUACCCAAACUCUCUCCUGGAGACCGGCAGUGACCUCAUCUUUUUCUGGGUUGCCAGGAUGGUAAUGCUGGGAACAGAGCUGACUGGACAGUUACCCUUUAAACAGGUGCUGUUUCACUCUCUGGUUAGAGAUAAACAUGGCAGGAAGAUGAGCAAAUCUGUGGGAAAUGUCAUCGACCCGUUAGAUGUUAUCCAUGGAGUUUCUCUGCAGAGACUUGAGGAGAAGGUGAAGGAGGGAAACGUUGACCAGAGGGAGCAGCUGGUUGGUGUGGAAGCACAGAGACAAGACUUCCCCAAAGGAAUCCCUCAGUGUGGGACGGAUGCUUUGAGAUUUGCCCUUUGCUCCAACAGGAUUCAGGGUGAUGACAUCAGUUUUUCAGUGGCUCAGGUCCUGAGCUGCAGACACUUCUGUAAUAAGAUGUGGCAGACCCUGAGGUUCACACUGCAAGUUCUUGAUGAAAGUUCUCCACCACUGGCAACUAUUGAAGAGACAAUCCCUUUGGGCAGCAUGGAGCGGUGGAUCUGCUCUCGACUUCACAGCACUGUCCUACAGUGUGAGCAGGCCUUUGAAGCUUAUGAGCUGCAUGUUGUCACAUCUGCCCUGCAAUCUUUCUGGGUACAAAGCCUGUGUGACGUCUACAUAGAGUAUGUAAAGCCUGUGUUACUGAGGCAGGAUGCGGGGGCAGAGGUUGAGGACGACACCACGAGGCAGGUGGCCAGGACUGUCCUCUAUCACUGUGUGUCUCUGUCUCUGGCUCUGCUCGCCCCCUUCAUGCCCUUCAUCACAGAGGAGCUGUGGCAGCGACUCCAGCCCUUCAGACCUGGACCUCCUGGGGAUCUGACUCACACCAGCCUGUGUUUACAGCCCUAUCCCACAUCCACUCAUCUGGCACACUGGCAUUUCCCUGAGGAGGAAAAAGAUUUCCUGAUGGUUCAGGAAGUGAUUCGAGUGGCUCGCUCACUGCGAGCUCAAUGUGGCCCAAUAAAAGAAAAGCCUGUCAUGUGGGCAGUGUGUUCGCCCAGUCAGGCCCAGGUUCUCCUCCACUUUAAGUCAGCAGUUUGGACUUUAAGCCGGAUCUCCAGCCUCCAGCUCUACUGUCCUGACGGACCAGACUGGCUCCCGUCUGUCCAGUCCACUCCUCCUCCUAAAGACAGUCUCAUUGGUCUGGUGGACCACACGUGUCAGCUGCACCUCUACAGCCCCAGUGGAGUGAACAUUGAUAAACAAAUCCUGCAGCUUUGUCAGAGGAGAGACAAGGUCGUUCCAAAGCUGGAAAAAAUCCUUCGCCGACUUCAGGGUGCUAAAGACUUGGACAGUGUUCCUGUUCAGGACAGGCAGCAGAUGGAAAUCAAGGUUUCAGGUUUGAAGCAGGAACUGCAAGUCAUCGAGGACCAGAUAAAAGACUUGAGAGAGACACGAUCAGCAGGGUAACAGCUAAUGGUCAUAACUGAAUGUCAGAACUAAUAAACUUGAAUUAUUUCUAAUGCUGAUUAAGUUUAAAAUCUCUUUUCAGUUUGAACUAAGACAACACAGAACAUCCGUCUGAUGUUUCCAUAGAAUAAUGUUUUACUCUUACUGCGUAUUUUUUAUUCUUUUACAGCAUUAGAAAGCAAUCAUAUAACCACUGUUAUAAAAGUAAGGUUUUUAUUCUGAAUGGUGGAAGGAGGCUUGUUAGAAAUAUAAAUAUCAGUGUGAUUGAAAGUCUAAAUUAAGUUGUAUAUUGAACUUAUGUGAACAAAAGUAAACACGUCUAUAAAAAUACCAAAGUAGCUAUAAAAGAAGAGCUGUGUGUCUUUAUUGCACACACACAUUUAUCCAUCUGGUUCCCACACCUGAUUAAUCAUUUUAAGGUUGAUGGUGUUAAAAGUCAACGGUGUUCAAGGCAAAGCCGGUCCAUCACAGAUCAACAGACAUUCAGGAAACACAAACAUUUUAUUAAAGAGAAGACAAUAAUAAAGAAAGUUUAUGUUUUAA